AUGCGAUUAUCAGCAUUAUCUUUCUUCAUUCCCCUGGUCACAUUCCUGUUGACCGGGCCAGUUAUGGCCACUAAGCUGAUUCAGUCGUCUGCUCUAUUAACUUGUAUGGCCAAUUCACAAUUCACCGCAUCAUCUUUCGAUGUGACAUUCUAUCCAGACAACAAGACUGUCAAUUUCGACAUCACUGCUAUUUCGACUAUUUCUGGUAACGUUACCGCCAAUAUCGAAGUCAUUGCUUAUGGUAUUACCAUUAUCAACAGAAACGUCAACCCAUGUGAUAUUAGCAGUUUGAAGCAACUGUGUCCUAUCUCAGCUGGUCAUUUUGAUAUUAGUUCAAGUCUCCAACUUUCUAGUGAUAUAGUCAACGGCAUCCCUGGUAUCGCAUUCACAAUCCCUGAUUUGGACGGUGUGGUCCGAGUCACUGUGUUCAAUGAAGGCGAGACUUCGAAUCCAAUUGCCUGUGUCGAAGCUACUCUUACUAAUGGCAAAACUGUGCAGACGAAAUAUGCCAGUUGGGGUAUUGCUGCAGUUAUUGUUCUUGGUCUGCUCACAUCUGGUAUCAUUUCCAUCAUGGGCCAUCAAAGUGCUUCAUCCCACAUCUCUUCAAACACUCUUUCUUUGUUCGUUUAUUUCCAAUCAGUGGCUAUUGUUAGUAUGAUGGCUGUUAAUAGACUGCCUCCUAUGGCCGCCGCUUGGGCUCAGAAUUUCCAAUGGACUAUGGGCUUAAUGCGACUGGGGUUCAUGCAGGACAUUUUCAACUGGUACGUCCAGUCUACUGGUGGUACUGCUACCAACAUUCUACCUAACAAGAACAUCAUCUCUAUUGAAGUCCAGAAACGUGACUUGACUGGUAUUGUACCUAGUCUUGGCAAUUACGUUUCCGACCAUGUUCGUAGGGGUAUUGCUAGAAACAUGUAUCGAAGCAUGGAGACUCAGAUGAAUACUUAUCUUCCUACUGCUCAGAGACUUGUAUUGAGAGCUGCUGCCGCUGCUGCAAAUACUACAACAAAUGAUCCAGUUACUGGUGACGAGAAAGACCCUAAUAUUGCUGCAAAGACUUUGGUCUUGAGAGGUAUGGAACGAGUUGCCUACCUUGCCAAUAUAGAGUUGUCAAGUCUGUUCUUGACGGGUCUUACCUUUUUUGUGGUGUUGGGUAUUUUCUGUGUUCUUGCCAUUGCUAUUGUAAAGGGAGUCAUUGAACUGCUUGCCAAGACAGGCUCUAUUCAUCCUGACAAGUUUGCAUCUUUCCGUCAAGGUUGGUUGGGUAUAAGCAAGGGUGUUUUGUUCAGAUUGGUAUUGGUUGGUUUCCCACAAUUGUCUGUUUUGUGUUUGUGGCAGUUGACUGAGCGUGAUUCGCCCGCUACUGUCGUUUUAGGAAUUCUCGUGUAUCUUCUGGUGUUGUUGGUGCUAGGAUUUGCUGCUUUUAAGGUAAUCACUAUUGCACGACGUUCGCUUGCUGAGUAUAAGAACCCAGCCUACAUCCUUUUCUCUGAUCAAUCUGUUCUUGACAGACUUGGUUUCUUGUACAUCCAAUUCCGAGCCACUGCUUACUAUUUCAUUGUGCCUCUGCUUGCAUACACCCUGUGGAAGGCCUGUUUCAUUGCGUUUGGCCAACCAUCGGGCAAAGCUCAAGCUGUUGGUGUGUUUUUGGGAGAGCUGGGCUUUUUGGUGGGUAUUGCAUGGAUGAAGCCAUACAUGGACAAGACGACCAACGGAUUCAACAUCGCCAUUGCCGCUAUCAACUUCAUCAACUCGAUCUUUUUCCUGUUCUUCUCGCAACUUUUCGGACAACCACCAGCUGUUGGCUCGAUUAUGGCUGUUGUAUUCUUUGUUCUCAACGCUGCUUUCUCGCUGAUUCUGCUCAUUAUGAUUAUUGUAUCAUGUGUAUGGGCCAUUAUGUCCAAGAACCCCGAUACCAGAUACCAGCCCAUGAGAGACGACCGUGAGUCAUUUAUGAAAGACAACACGGGCAUUGAAAAGAAGCGAGGCACCGAGCUCGAUGCUCUAGGAGUGACAGCUCGUGACGGCUACGAAGAAGGCCAGCGAGCAAGUGUGUACGACUCCGAAGAAGCUUCACCUUCCGAGUACGCAUCCAAGACAUCGCUCCCAUACUCGAGCACCAACGAAGAGGCAUUCCCUCAAGCUCGACUAUCACGCAAGGGCGACAGACCGGCGAACCCGUUCGGCGACAGCUACGAAAACAACUACAGCUCGAGCAGUCUAGACCUGGGUGCUGGCGGCCACUUCCCACAAAACACCACCUACAGGGGCUACUACCCCGCCGACGAGUCUCCACAGUCCUCGGCAUGGCCCCAAGGUCGUACUCAAAGAUUCUAA
Messenger RNA from Sugiyamaella lignohabitans, 2337 nucleotides. RefSeq names its product FAD transporter FLC2 (gene FLC2). Bases 1 to 2337 code for a protein of 778 amino acids. NCBI's taxonomy places the organism in Eukaryota, Fungi, Ascomycota, Dipodascomycetes, Dipodascales, Trichomonascaceae. The transcript has a single exon. The record is from RefSeq and is a predicted model, not a curated record. Gene Ontology annotation, biological process: transmembrane transport; fungal-type cell wall biogenesis.